AGAAACACACGCUGUUAAACCGAGAGAGGUAGUGAAAACGGAGUCUUGGAAUCAGAAUAUCAUUAUCAAUCAAGUGGGAAAAUAAACAAGAUCAUCACGAGCUGCUUUAACGACUCAUUGGAAUUAACUCUCGUGUUUUUCCACCCGGGAUUUCAUUCACGCUUCUCCAGGAGGAUCCUUCUGCUGCGGAUUAAUUUACACUGUAAAACUUUUUGAUCGUCAGCAACUCGUGCCUCAUAUGGGAAAGUAGAGAGGCUGAAAGGACAAGUUUCUCUGCACCUUCCCUCGUGCGCGUCAACUCUUCACCUUGACUGUGACAUAACGGAAGGCAUUUCAAACUUUCUCCAUGAGUGUUUGAGCCGGGCUACACAGACCUGUGGAGCUUUCACUGCUUGUUUAAGGGCUGUCAACACAAUGGGACGCCUGUGUAUGCUCCUGGUUGUCAGCCUCUCCCUGCUCACCUGCCAGGUUUCGUGCUCCGGAGUCUUUGAAUUGAAGCUGCAGGAGUUUCUCAAUAAGAAAGGUGUCGCUGGGAACGCAAACUGCUGCUCCGGAGGCUCCACACACUCGCAGGGUCAACAUCAGCAGUGUGAGUGUAAGACUUUCUUUCGGGUGUGUCUGAAGCAUUACCAGGCCAACGUCUCUCCUGAGCCUCCCUGCACCUACGGCGGGGCUGUGACGCCCGUCCUCGGCUCCAACUCCUUCCAGGUGCCGGAGACCAACGCGGAUAGCUUCACCAAUCCGAUCCGCUUUCCAUUUGGCUUCACAUGGCCGGGGACGUUUUCACUGAUCAUUGAAGCCCUGCACACCGACUCCCUGGACGACCUGGCAACAGACAACCCUGAUCAUCUGAUCAGCAGGACCACUACUCAGCGUCACCUCACUGUUGGAGAGGAGUGGUCCAAGGACAUGCAGACAGGCGGCAGAACUGAGCUGCGUUACUCUUACCGCUUCCUCUGUGAUGAGCAUUACUAUGGCGAAGGCUGCUCUGUCUUCUGCCGCCCCAGAGACGAUGCCUUCGGCCACUUUACCUGUGGAGAGCGUGGGGAGAUCAUAUGCAACUCUGGCUGGAAGGGACAGUACUGCACUGAACCAAUCUGUCUUCCUGGCUGUGAUGAAGAACAUGGGUUCUGUGAUAAACCUGGAGAGUGCAAGUGUCGUGUGGGCUUCAGUGGACGUUACUGUGACGACUGUAUCCGUUACCCAGGCUGCCUCCAUGGCACCUGCCAGCAGCCCUGGCAGUGUAACUGCCAGGAGGGAUGGGGCGGGCUCUUCUGCAACCAGGAUUUGAACUACUGUACGCACCAUAAGCCCUGUCUUAAUGGAGCCACCUGCACCAACACUGGCCAGGGCAGCUACACAUGCUCUUGUCUGCCUGGGUACUCAGGAGCCAGCUGUGAGAUCCAGGUCAACGAGUGCUCUGGAAACCCCUGUCGCAACGGAGGCAGCUGCACUGAUGAUGAGAACGGCUAUAAAUGCACCUGCCCACCUGGUUUCUAUGGUAACAACUGCGAGUUGAGUGCCAAUACCUGUGCAGAUGGGCCUUGCUUCAAUGGGGGGCGUUGCGCCGACAACCCAGAGGGAGGCUACUUUUGUCAAUGCCCAAUGGGAUAUGCUGGCUUCAACUGCGAAAAGAAAAUCGACCACUGCUCCUCUAACCCCUGUUUAAAUGAUGCAGAAUGUGUUGAUCUAGUGAACUCCUACCUCUGUCAGUGUCCUGAAGGAUUUUCAGGUCCUAACUGUGAGGACAGUGUCGGCAUCUCUGGAUACUGUCUGUCCUUUCCUUGUCGGAAUGGUGGGACAUGCCAGGAAGGAGCCAAUGGCUACACCUGCACCUGCCCUCCAGGAUAUACUGGUGAAAAUUGCAGUACCCCUGUCUCCCGCUGCCAUCACAACCCAUGCCACAAUGGAGCCACCUGCCAUGAACGUGGAGGUCGCUAUGUGUGCGCGUGUGUACCUGGUUAUGGUGGUCACAACUGUCAGUUCCUCUUACCAGAAGUUCCCAGAGGUCAGCCGGUGGUGGACGGACCAGACCGGAGAUAUUCCCCUGAUGAUAUGGAGGACGAUGAUGAUGACAGCACCGGAUUCCCCUGGACGGCCGUGUGUGCUGGGGUCUUCCUCGUUCUUGUGAUUCUGAUUGGCUGCUCUGUGCUGGUGGUCUACAUUAGGGUCAAACUACAGGAGCGGCACAGUCACCAUGGUGAAAGUGUUCAUAGCGACAGCCAUGAGACCAUGAACAACAUAACCACCACCAACAACUGUCUCCGCAGCGACAAGGAACAUGGCUCUCUGAUGACAACAUCAAUUAAAAACACCAACAAGAAGGCAGAUUACCACUCAGACCUUGCUGGGUCUCUGGGUGGUCUGAGCGGAAUCAGUGGACUCAGUGGACCAGAGAAGAAGGGCUUCAAGACUCGCUACCCCAGUGUGGAGUACAACCUGGUCCAUGAGCUGCGGCCUGAGGAGAUGUUGCUGUGUAAAGAAGAGGGCCAUGUAGAACCAGAGGUUAGAUGUGACAUGCUGGAUGACUCAGACUCAGAGGAAGGAUACAGGAAGAGACUAAACAGUGACGCAUCUGAAAAGAAACAGGUAGAAGAGUCACCGAGCUGCAGUGAGGCAAAAUAUCAGUCAUCCUGCGAUUUGAACUAUCACACAGCAAGUGACCUUAAACACCAGUCAACCAGUGAUGUCCAAUACCAGUCAACAAGUGACGUCAACUACCAGUCAACAAGUGACGUCAACUACCAGUCAACAAGUGAUGUCAAAUACCCGUCAACAAGUGACGUCAAAUACCAGUCAACCAGUGAUGUUGACUAUCACAGUCCCAAUGACAGCAGGUACCAUUGUACCACAGACACCAAAUACCAGUCCAUCUACGUCAUGUCAGACCAAAAAGAUGAAUGUAUCAUUGCUACAGAGGUAUGAUACAAGUCCAGACCAGAUCAUACCAGAUUCCUCUGGUUAAUAGCGGUCCAUUCAAAUCAGCCCUGAGCAGUAGAGCUCAGCUUGUCUCCAGGAGGUUUUACUCCUGCUGUUUGCUGCUGUUCCCUGGGAUUUACCGGAGGACUUGAGCCAAGAUGCUACUGAGCCAGUGCAGAGUCAGUACCCACUUGGCAGGACUCAGUACUACAGUAGUACAAUGGGUGAACACCAGACAUUUACGACCCUGAAGGUCAGAUGCAGACUCAGUUCUACAGAUAAAGGACCAGAAGACACUGGUACAAAGUUUGUACAGAAACAGUGCUGAAUGAGCUCUGUAAUUGUAUGGUGGCUGCCGAAGAACUGUUGCACAAGUGGGGAAUUUACGGCUCAUAAAAGGAUGAACUCUACUUUCCUGAUAAACUCUGGAGUAUGGACUUGGAAGUUGACAGACGAUAUUGUAGUACCGUAGAGUACUGAUUAAGUGAACAUUGUAGUACCUUUGGUGUACUGAGAACUUUUAAAGUACUGUUGAAGUACUGUUAUGUGCUGUGGUUUUACAAUGCAGUGUAAAAGCUGUCGUAGAUAUUGGACAGUUCAUGUUCUGUGCAGUGCCGCAGAGCAAAGGAUAAAGUAUUUGCAAAAACGAAGUCCCUUUCCAUCAAAAGUACUGCAGAUGCUGCUGAAUUAAAUUAAUUAAGAAUUAAUAUAAAGAUAAUCUUAAUUGGAGCUUUCCAAUCAACCACAGAAACAGCUGGACUUCUGGAAUAAUUGUACUAGGUCUUACGCUUUGCGGCACUGACAGUGACAGUGUCGGCUGAGCUGGUUCUCAGCAGGUAACAGAGAACUGAAGACUCCAGUAGUGACUGCACAUUGAUCCAACAUGGAUCCAGUUGGGCCAUACUGGCCCCCUGACGUUUGUGAUACACAGGGCAAUGCUUUGGGCAAGGCAACUUAGGCAACACAACAGUCAGAAUGGGAGAACAUACAAAGGGAAAAGAGACUUUGAAACAAAUCAGAAAAACUUAGCAUAAAUGUUGACCAGUUUUUACACAAAGUUACCAAUAAAAUACAAAAGUCUCCUGAGCUCUGGUGAUGCUGUCGUGCUUUUAAGGAGGCCAAGCUAUUAAGGACUAGUCUCAACUGCCAUGAGCUCAUUGCACUAUGGAAGUGUGUGUGUUAAUGUGUGUAUGAAUGUGUGUACAGAAGAGGUGAUGACUGUAUGUGGUGUCAUAUGUAUGCACUGCCCACUCCCAUCACUCCCAGUCUUCCACUAUUAGCCAAUUGAAGGACACCAUCAUCCUGCCUGUCGUUGGUUAGGAUCAUUUGUUUUUAUUUUAUUUGUUAUGUAAAGAAAGAUGUAUUCUUUUAAUUUAACUAUGUAAUUAUUUGUGUUCAACCCUGUUGUGAUUCUUUUGUUAAACCUGUUAUAAUUUAAGUUUUAUUGUUUUUAUUUGGCAGAUAAUGUAUGUAUGUAAGUAUGUAUGUAUGCAUGUAUGUGUUAGGCACUUGAGACCCCUGUGACUGUGUUGUAUUUAAGAGAAAAGUCGUAUGUACAGAGCCUGUCAUUUUUAAUACUGGAAAACAGCGCAAUAUUUUUCCAAAAUAAAAGAGAAAUGAAAUCAUGAA
Molecule: messenger RNA, 4548 nt
Organism: Notolabrus celidotus (New Zealand spotty)
Lineage: Eukaryota; Metazoa; Chordata; Actinopteri; Labriformes; Labridae
Gene: dld
Product: deltaD
Exons: 12
Coding region: 415-2925 (836 amino acids)
Biological process (GO): heterophilic cell-cell adhesion; cell communication; Notch signaling pathway
Cellular component (GO): protein-containing complex; plasma membrane
Molecular function (GO): calcium ion binding
Source: RefSeq, a predicted model, not a curated record